GUGUGCUCGAACCUCUCACGAGCAUCGACGGCGGGUGAAGAAUGGAGCGGAGCCGCUAACGUCUGCUAGCGUGAAACAUCAGCAACAACAGGCAGCACCAAAUCUGGAAACCUCACAUUUUACCCCCGGGCAACUGUGUACAUUGGGAGGCAACGAGCACGCAAGCCGCGUCCUGGCCGUAUAGAUUCACCACAAAGAAGGUCUCCUACCUUCUCCUUCUUGGGACAAAUGUUGAGGUCUCACAACAGUUAGAGGUGUCGGGGCGAGGACCGGGAGGAGCGUUGGCCAACUGCACCAGGUUUUGUCCCAUGAGCGUGACUGUGCCGUCCAGGCACCGCCAGUGACCAGGGCUGUGGCUGUGGUGGGCCCGGCCCAGGAGGCCUCCUCGUUCAUCACUCCGGGCUCCCGCUGACCUGCGCUGCUCACACCAUGGAUCAGCAAAGAGACAAAUAUGGCGAGCGGCCAGCAAGGGCCACUAAAGUUUCCCAGGGAAGCCGCAGCGGACACUCACGGCCAUCUGGCUCCUCAAGCUCCUCUGGGGUUCUUAUGGUGGGGCCUAAUUUUCGUGUGGGCAAGAAAAUCGGCUGUGGAAACUUUGGUGAAUUGAAGCUUGGUAAAAAUCUCUACACAAAUGAGUAUGUAGCCAUUAAACUGGAACCAGUGAAGUCAAGGGCACCACAGCUGCAUUUAGAGUACCGGUUCUACAAAACGCUGGGGACUACAGCGGAAGGUGUGCCCCAAGUGUUUUACUUUGGGCCCUGCGGAAAAUACAAUGCCAUGGUUCUGGAGCUGCUCGGCCCCAGUCUAGAAGAUCUCUUCGACCUUUGUGACAGGACCUUUUCACUGAAGACUGUCUUGAUGAUCGCAAUUCAGCUGAUUUCUCGAAUGGAGUAUGUGCACUCAAAAAAUCUCAUUUAUAGAGACGUAAAACCUGAAAACUUUCUCAUCGGGCGGCAAGGGAACAAAAAGGAACACAUCAUCCACAUCAUUGACUUUGGCCUGGCCAAGGAGUACAUCGACCCCGAGACCAAAAAACACAUUCCCUACCGGGAGCAUAAGAGCUUGACUGGUACUGCUCGAUAUAUGUCCAUCAACACACACUUAGGCAAAGAGCAAAGUCGGCGAGAUGACCUGGAGGCCUUAGGCCACAUGUUCAUGUAUUUCCUUCGUGGGAGUCUACCUUGGCAAGGACUAAAGGCUGAUACGUUGAAAGAACGAUACCAGAAGAUUGGAGACACAAAACGAAACACUCCUAUCGAGGUCCUCUGUGAAAACUUCCCAGAGGAGAUGGCCACCUACUUGCGAUACGUGAGACGGUUGGACUUCUUUGAAAAGCCAGACUAUGAAUAUCUGAGGACUCUGUUCACUGAACUGUUUGAGAGAAAAGGAUACACGUUCGACUACACUUACGACUGGGUGGGCAGACAGAUUCCGACACCGGUCGGGUCUGUCCAUAUAGACUCUGGAGCAUCCGCAGUCACGAGAGAGAGCCAUCCUCACAGAGAUCGACCCUCACAGCACCAACCGAUUAGAAAUCAGACAGCAGUCUCAGAUCGACGAGGAGCAUGGGAGGUGCAGCCCACACGCCAAGCAAACUCCUCCUAUCUGACCUCCCACCUGGCAGCGGACAGGCACGGGGGCUCAGUGCAGGUGGUCAGUUCAACCAACGGGGAGCUGAACGCAGACGACCCACUGGCAGCUCAUUCCAACGCUCCGAUUACAGCUCAGGCAGAGGUGGAAGUGGUCGACGAGGCCAACUGCGUGAAAAUGCUCAACCUGUGGUGCUGCUGCUUCUUCAAGCGAAAACGGAAGAAGAACACGCCGAGGCACAAAUGAUCAGCCAGCACCAGCCUGAAACGUUUCAAGUGUCGUCUCAGUUGAUUGUGAUUUCAGAAAUCAGUAAGGUCCCUUUCAGAAUAAAAGCAGGAAUCAACAGCAAGAUCUAGAUUGAGUUGUUCUCUGGGACCAGUCAAAAAUAGUUUGUCGAGACAUGCAAGACGCUUUCGUCUUUUGAUGGGAGUCAUUUUCAGUUCCUUCCUCCUUUUUUUUUUUCUCUUUUUCCUCUGCCAUGAUGUUUGGGAAUGUUUUGCAGGUCAAUCGGCCAAACUGGGAACCUUUUUGUUGGAUUUUUGCAGAGGAUAAUCUUGUUUUGCUCUGUUUUUUUUUUUUUUUUUUUUUUUUUUUCCCCUUCCUCGAGACACCCAGCAUUUGUAUUUUUCUUUCAUUUUUGGGGUAAUUUUUGUCCAGUUUUUCUUCUGUGGUGACGCAAAGGAAGAGACAGAUCUUCCUGUGGAUUCUUGCCACCUUCAUCGUGUUGCGUACAAUGAUUUCUGCUUGACUCACAAAAAUCAUUUCCUCUCCAUCAAGUCCCGGUUCGACGCGGUUUGUUAGUUUGCUAACUCGUUCUGACGCGAGGCCCUUUUUCCUGACGUGGGACUGAAUGUAAACGUGAACACAGGAGGAGUGGGACUGCCUACAUUCACAUACAGGCACAAAGAGCAUCAGUCUGCCAUUCGGCCCCUGCACUUUUUUUUUUUCUCGUUUGUUUUCCUCCGAAGAGGUCGAGCCUGGCACUGGGACUUGGGCCUGAGAGAACAGAAGACCAGAGAUGACCUGGCACUGUAUUCUCCGAGGAUGAUUUCCGCUCACGCUUCUUGGUUAAAGCACUCCCCUUAACCGCGCUGCUGUCAGAAUACACUACAGUCUCUUUUGACUCUUGUGCAGUUUUUGCUCCUGUGGUCUUUGUGAUGAUGAGCAGCAACCUGACACUCGUCGAUGGGGCUCGGGGAAAAAAAAGAAAAAAAAAAAUGCUAUUUAUGCUAUUUAUCUCUUGGUUGCCACCAGUUUUCCUACUAAUUCUAAAGCAUACACACUGAAUGUAUGGGCAGAAAUGUAAAUGACUCGAGAGCAUUUAUAUGACCUGUCAUGUGCAUGGGAAGGAAAUUGCAAUUAUGGAGUUAAGACCAAUGUUUAGAAAUAAGGUGAAAACCGAGCCUGAAACUGAGCAGGUUUUUUUUGGGUUAAGAGGGUCCUAAAAGCUCUUAAUAACGGACUUCUCUACACCAGUGGACUUUGGGGGAUUUUGGCUUUGGAGUGAUCAGAAAGUGGCUCAAUGUGCUUUGGAGAAUCGCAGCCUCUUAAAAUGCUUCUGUCCAAUGCCUUAACCCCUCAGCCAACCGGCAACCGACCGACCGACCGACUGACCGCCGCAUCCCAUCACCAGUUGGAUCACAAGUCAGCAGCGUGGUGGUUGUGAGGUUUGUCCAAACUUGCAGACUGUUCCCGGCUAGUAUCAAGAGCAGUUAAUGACUUCCCUUGUUAACACACACACACACACACACACACACACACACACACUGAAGAUGUAUUCCACGAGAAAGCAAUGCCAAAUGGAAGGCUUGGCGUAACAGCGGCGUGUAAUGGUGUUAAAGAUGUCCCCUCCCCUACGUGUCCAGCCUGAAGGCCCCUGUGCUGCAAAGCGAUGUUUGGACGAAGAAAAGCUGAAACGCGGUGCCUCUCCUCGGCGCAGAGGGGGGAAAAAAAUCGGCGUGAGAGAGGGGCGGAAAAAGCGAACAUGUCCAUACCAGUUUUAUUCUUAAUUUAGUGUCAUGGAGGACUGCCUUGAAACAAUAUCCUCGAAAAACGUCACCUUGCCUAUCCUCCUAGCAGAGAGUGAUUGACCAUUCAUAGGUGUUUUUUAUUUUUUUAUUUUACAUCUUAAUGCUAAUGUGAAUUUGUUGAAUGCAUUGUUGUUGUGUACGUGUUUUUUUUUUUUUUUUUUUCUCAUUCCAAAUAGCCAUGGUUUUAUGGGGAAAGAGAGGGUAAACAAAAAACAAACAAAAAAAGCUUGAGACCAUGACUGCACUACAUUUGUUGACCCCGGCUUUCCCUGACAAGACCCUGCCUUCUUAAUACUGUACUUUAAAUGUGCUUCUUACUUUAUUUGUAGCUGCCUCGUGUGCUAGGCCUUCCCUAUAGGGUGCAGGGAAUACACUUUAAAUUCAUUUCCUUUUUUUAUUUUUUAUUUUUAUUUUGUGCCAUGUCACCCUCCACCCGCCCAUCUUCCCUCUACAUACAUACACAUACAUACACACACACACGCGAGUCCGAAAUGAGUGUUGGCGGACCUGCGCCAUCAUCUUUAGAAUUACAUUGUCGUAGAUGUUGCAAAUUAUCUCAAUGAAUCAGUAUGUAAACCUGCUUGUUAUGUGUAUUUACACUGUAUAGCUUUUGGUUUAUUUUGAACCCCCCAACAUGUCAAUUACUCCGGGGUCUAAGUUAUUGUGUUAUCGAAAGUACUUGAAUAUGAAAAUCUACGGGACCUUUUCUGUUUUUGUUUUUUUGUUUGUUUUUUGUUUUUUUUGUUUUUUUAUUUUCUUGGUCGUUAUAAUCGUAAUUCCACACAUAGGAUUUUAGGGGAACGGUGGGAAUAACAGGCUAAUUGAAUGACAGGUAUUCAUUUCUUUGAGAUGUCCUAGUGCCUCUUGAGUGUAUUGGACAGGUGACGGUUGUUGUGCCGGCCGGCUGGUGUACAUGACCGGAUGAGGGUCAGGGCCGUCGUUUCCACCAGGAAGAGGUGCAGUUAGAUGUUGGUUUGGAUGUUGAAAAAAAAUCGCUUCUUUGUCUUUGUGAAAACAUUCAUGCUUUUUUGAUCUGGUGUCGGUGGAAUCCUUCAUCCCUUGAUUUAUUUUUUUAUUUUUUUGAGACGCCAAACCUUUGACAUCAGCUGCCUGUGAUUCUCCCCGUAAAGCAUCAGCGGCAGCCAGACUGUUUCAUUCCAGCUACCUGAGAAAAGCUCAAAGUAUUCUGUGUAGUGAGAUGGAUAUCAAGACUAUAUAGCCUUCAAUGUUCCCCCCUGAAUUCCCUGAGUGCCAUUCCUGAGACUACUACUACUACUACUAGCCCAUGCCUUUAUCUGUGCCAGGAAAAUAUGAAGUUGAAUGUCUUUUGACCAUCGCGUUCCACCGUGUGUCCUUGAUGUGUCCGCUGUCAUUUUAAAAAAAAAAAAAAACAAAUGAUAAAAAAUAAAAAAACAUAGAGCAACGAUGGCUCAGCUCAGUACCAGGAAGUGUUUGCGGAGUGUCAGUAAAGUGUUUCUUACGUUGUAACCCAAAAGAAAACAUUACUUCAGAGACGAAAAUUUGUGGCCGAUCAUCUUCGCAGCAUCUGCUUCUUCCUCAAACCGUCGGUCGUCCAGCUCCGUUAGCUCGCGGCUAGAACGGUGGACGUGGAUAUAUAGCGCUCGUGUAUUUACUUUUUUAACUCUCUGGGCAUCGUAACAGAGCGAUAUAGGAGUACUCUGUGUGAUUUGUAUCUGCAUGGCUUGCCUGGAGAUGAUGAACGGUGGCCUCUUUUCUCCACUGGAUUUCCUCACCUGUAGGGCUCGUGUGCUGUCGGGUCAGUGAGACGUUUAAGUCCUCGUGUAAAGCAAAGAACCUUUUCACGCCUUUCUCGCGGCACAUUCCUUUUCGGUUCUCAUCGUUCCUCACGCGGUUUCACUCCAGCCAGACUUUUUAUGGCUUCGGUUGCGUGUCAGUCAUUCUCGUGUGUCAAAGCUGUGUAAAUCAAAGCAAAGGACAGUUUUAAGUGUGAAUGAAUGGCUUCUGUCUUGUUGGGUUUCUCUGGCACUUUUUCCUUGUUGCUGUACUGUAGAAUUGUGUUGGAUUUACUGUAUAUUUUUCUUUGAGGGAGAGGUUUAGGGUGACAUUAACUGCAAUAUUGUGAUGAUUAUUUGAACUGUAAAUUGUACAGAGUUCACAGUUGUAGUCUUUGUUUUCUGUUGGGAAUCCAUAUGAAAGACGUAUUCUUUGAUUAUUUUUUUUUUUAUUAUUUGAUUUAUAUAUUUUUUUUCUCAGACUGUGGAAAAUCAAAUUGUACAGCUCCAAGAGUUUAUCCUCCCCUCAGCAUUGUUUUUUUAGAGCCAUGAUUAAGAGAAAUCUUAAAUGUAAAUAAAUAUUAUUGUGUUGAAAUAUGAAUGUCACUUCAAAAAUGUAUUUGAAUGAGUUAGUCAAGGGCUUCAAGAAUGAAGGACCCACAUUUCUUCUUUUUAUGGUUUCAUAUUUUUAAUUUGCAGAAAGGUAAAGGUCCUUUUAUCUGAAAUGCCUGUUUUUUUGUUUUGUUUUGUUUUUUUUCGUUCUUGGAUUCAUAUAAUAAUGUGUCACUCAUGAACCUUAUAAAAAUCACUUUUUAUUCCCUCCACUCCUAAAGGGAAACUCCAGUUUGCACCCUUUUUUAUGUAAAAUAAAAGAUCUCUCCACCUUG
Messenger RNA from Mugil cephalus (flathead mullet), 6261 nucleotides. RefSeq names its product casein kinase 1, gamma 1 (gene csnk1g1). Gene Ontology annotation, cellular component: plasma membrane; nucleus; cytoplasm. The record is from RefSeq and is a predicted model, not a curated record. The transcript has 14 exons. Bases 430 to 1836 code for a protein of 468 amino acids. Gene Ontology annotation, biological process: endocytosis; positive regulation of canonical Wnt signaling pathway; peptidyl-serine phosphorylation. NCBI's taxonomy places the organism in Eukaryota, Metazoa, Chordata, Actinopteri, Mugiliformes, Mugilidae. Gene Ontology annotation, molecular function: protein serine/threonine kinase activity; ATP binding.